AUGAAGAGAGGACCGUUGAAGGUUCCCGCUUCACAGGCUCAAAAGAAGCCCAAGCUACAUGGCGACUACGAUCAGUACUACAAUCUGAAUAAAACGUAUUACAAAAAUCCAAUUACUUGCCAAAGAGCCAAUGAGUUCAACAAUGGUAAAAGAAAGAAACCGAUAGAUCUUUUGAAUCAUCAUAUCUCGACGCAAGGUAAAAGAGACAAUGUGAAAACGUUCAUCCAUUGGUUCAGGGGAGACUUGAGGACCCAUGAUAAUACAGGACUGUUCGAAGCCAUCAAACAAUUUAGAGAACGCAAGGACAAGACCUCUGGCCAGCUACUCACCGUCUUCACGAUAAACGAGCACGAUUGGAGAGCGCACUUGGACAGCGGGUGGAAGCUGAAGUUCAUGAUGAACGCUGUAUCUUCUUUGGGGGAAAAGCUCUCUAAAAUGUCAAUUCCGCUAUAUGUGCUUCAUUACAACCCUGAAUCUCCAUCCCUGAGUAAUUCGAAUCAAUUUGCAUCGUGGCUGAAAGAAGAAUGCUUAAACUUCGCCAAAGGUUCUGGGCCUGUUUUACUCACAGCGAAUGCACAAUAUGAAACAGAUGAGCUGUAUCGGGAUGUCAAAAUAUUAGAACAGAGUGACCCUUCGUUCAAGUUUAAGAUAUUUCAUGAUGCAUGUGUUAUUGAACCCAAACUUUUAACCACCGGUAAGGGAACUCAAUAUACAGUGUUUACUCCCUGGUACAAGAAAUGGGCGGCUGAAGCAACUUCAAGAAUGCAAAAAUCAAAAACUUUUGUUCGCGAACUAUCGAAUGAUCCUAUCAAGGAUGAGGAAAUAGAUUUCAAGCCGCUCCAGUACGAGUUGCCCUCCGAGUUCCUGUCGUACAUUCCUGAAGGAGCUCCGGAGCUUCCAGAGGCAUCUGAAGAUGCCGCCUUUCAACUGCUUUCUGAUUUCUUAGGCCAGCGGGCCCAUGCGUACGAUAAGAAGGAUUAUUUACCGGAUGAGGGCUCAUCACAUUUAAGUUGCUACAUUACCUCAGGGUUGAUUAGCGCUAGAUACAUCGUAAGUGAAGCAUCCAAACUCUCUAAUGGUGCAUUGGCGGCAAAAGAUAUCAAGAAGAACAGUCCUAUUCAGGAAUUCAUUCGUCAGGUUGCGUGGAGAGAUUUCUACAAACAUGCAUUUUGUAAUUGGCCUUUUCUGUCAAUGGACUUGCCCUAUAACUUUGAGCUUAAUGAGAUGAAGUGGAGCAAUGAUCAGGAAGCUUUCAGAAAAUGGUGUGAGGGGAAAACCGGAGUCCCUAUUGUUGAUGCCAUUAUGCGGGAAUUGCUGUGCACCGCCUAUGUAAACAACAGGGCGAGGAUGAUAGCGGCCUCUUUUCUCUGCAAGAACUUACUUCUGGAUUACCGUUGGGGAGAAAGGUGGUUCAGAAGACAUCUAAUAGACUUUGAUCUAGCUUCCAAUGUCGGCGGCUGGGGAUUUUGUUCUAGCACUGGUAUUGACGCUCAACCUUAUUUUCGAAUUCUGAACAUGGAAUUGCAGAGCAAGAAAUUUGACCCAGACGGGCGCUAUAUCAGGAAGUGGUUACCAGAGCUGAAAGAUUGCAAAGAUGUCCACACAUUUAAUUUGAAAAGAAACGGCUAUCAAUCUGCUAUCGUAGAUUACAAGAAAAGUCGUGAAAAGGCUCUAGCCACCUACAGGCAAAUUCUUUAG
This is a messenger RNA of Torulaspora globosa, 1698 nucleotides long. It is a transcript of the gene PHR1, whose product is annotated as deoxyribodipyrimidine photo-lyase PHR1. Gene Ontology annotation, biological process: entrainment of circadian clock by photoperiod; circadian regulation of gene expression. Gene Ontology annotation, molecular function: FAD binding; DNA binding. NCBI's taxonomy places the organism in Eukaryota, Fungi, Ascomycota, Saccharomycetes, Saccharomycetales, Saccharomycetaceae. Gene Ontology annotation, cellular component: nucleus; cytoplasm. The transcript has a single exon. Bases 1 to 1698 code for a protein of 565 amino acids. The record is from RefSeq and is a predicted model, not a curated record.